CAUUUGGGGAAAUGGGUAGGUGUUGGUUGGUUGGGGUCUUAAUUGUGUUGGGGUGUGCCAGCUUGCUGGGUACUGUUGGAGUAGAAGGGUAUCCAUCUGAGGAUCUUGUUGUGAGAUUGCCUGGUCAACCCAAUGUUGGGUUUGUGCAGUAUGCUGGGUAUGUUGAUGUAGAUGUCAAGCAUGGUAGGAGCCUGUUCUACUAUUUUGUUGAGGCUGAACAAGACCCUCACAACAAGCCCCUCACACUUUGGCUCAAUGGAGGUCCGGGAUGUUCCUCCAUGGGAGGAGGUGCUUUUACUGAAUUGGGACCCUUUUAUCCUAAAGGUGAUGGACGUGGUCUCCGAAUAAAUUCAAAGUCUUGGAAUAAAGCUUCCAACAUUCUUUUCGUGGAGUCUCCUGCUGGAGUUGGUUGGUCAUACUCAAAUACAACUUCUGAUUAUAACUCUGGAGACGCAUCCACUGCCAACGAUAUGUAUUUGUUCAUGCUGAAAUGGUACGAGAAGUUUCCAUCAUACAGAUCAAGGGAGCUGUUCCUUACCGGUGAAAGCUAUGCAGGACACUACAUACCACAGUUAACUAAUGCUCUACUGGACCAUAAUGCUCAUUCAACUGGUUUCAAAUUCAACAUCAAAGGAGUUGCUAUUGGAAACCCACUUCUGAGACUUGAUCGGGAUGCACCAGCAACAUAUGAAUACUUCUGGUCACAUGGAAUGAUUUCUGAUGAAAUUGGCCUUGCCAUUAUGAACAAUUGUGAUUUUGAUGAUUAUGCCUAUGCAAGUCCUCACAAUGUUUCUCAUUCAUGCAACGAUGCCAUGUAUGAAGCAAAUCUCGUUGUUGGCAAUUAUAUAAACAACUAUGAUGUAAUUUUGGAUGUUUGUUAUCCAUCCAUAGUGGAACAAGAACUUAGAUUGAAAAAGAUGGCUACAAAAAUAAGUGUAGGCGUAGAUGUCUGUAUGAGUUAUGAAAGACGUUUUUACUUCAACCUCCCUGAGGUUCAGAAGGCGCUCCAUGCAAACCGUACCAAUCUUCCUUAUAGCUGGUCCAUGUGUAGUCCUGUUCUAAACUAUAGCGACACUGAUGGUAACAUCGAUAUCCUUCCAAUUCUCAAAAGGAUAGUCCAGAACCAUAUUCCAGUAUGGGUUUUCAGUGGAGACCAAGAUUCUGUUGUUCCAUUAUUGGGAUCUCGAUCACUUAUUCGUGAACUAGCUCAUGAAUUGAAGUUCAAGAUUACAGUCCCAUAUGGAGCUUGGUUCCACAAAGGCCAGGUUGGAGGUUGGGUAACCGAGUAUGGAAAUUUGUUAACUUUUGCCACAGUAAGAGGAGCUGCUCACAUGGUACCUUAUGCACAACCUUCAAGAGCAUUGCAUCUAUUCAGUUCAUUUGUGCGUGGCAGGAGGUUGCCAAAUACAACUCGUCCUUCAAUUGAUGAAUAAGGAUAAUAGUUAUGCCAACUAUAACAAAAAUGACAUGCUCUGCAGUCCCCACUUGAUUCUUUGAUCUGAUGAAUUUUCUUAGCCUUAAUAGGCCAUAGAAAGAGGAAACAGUGAAAGAGAAAGGAUUGUUUUGUUAUAAGCAAUGAAGCAACUACCAUUCUGCCACCAAUUAAAUGGAAGGAUAAGGGAAAGGAAAAUUGAAAAAAAAAAAAAGUUGAUUAGAUUCCUUCGUAUUUCUACAUUCUUCAAUUGGCAACACAAACUUCUUUUGCUUCGUU
Messenger RNA from Gastrolobium bilobum, 1711 nucleotides. Its product is annotated as serine carboxypeptidase-like 42. Lineage: Eukaryota; Viridiplantae; Streptophyta; Magnoliopsida; Fabales; Fabaceae. Gene Ontology annotation, molecular function: serine-type carboxypeptidase activity. Gene Ontology annotation, biological process: proteolysis. The record is from RefSeq and is a predicted model, not a curated record. Bases 12 to 1433 code for a protein of 473 amino acids. The transcript has 10 exons.